Molecule: messenger RNA, 2300 nt
Organism: Homalodisca vitripennis (glassy-winged sharpshooter)
Lineage: Eukaryota; Metazoa; Arthropoda; Insecta; Hemiptera; Cicadellidae
Gene: mh
Product: DNA-dependent metalloprotease SPRTN
Biological process (GO): DNA repair
Cellular component (GO): nucleus
Molecular function (GO): metalloendopeptidase activity; single-stranded DNA binding; polyubiquitin modification-dependent protein binding
Source: RefSeq, a predicted model, not a curated record
UAUUGUCCAUAGUAGGUAGUGUAUUAGCAGUAUGUAUAAGAUUCUUUUUUUUCAUUAGAAGAAUGUCAGUUUAGUUUUUUAAUCCUCAUAGGCCUAAUCUUAGUUCAUCCUUGUUUUGUCUAUAAAUGUGGACAAUGAAUUCAUUCGACCCAGAUCAUGCUAUGGCUAUACUCCUACAGGCAAAGUUCAAUGAAGAAGCAAAAAAGCAACGGAAAAAAUGAUAAGGAGAACCUGCCAAUGCCGGUGCAAAAGCCAAUGGUGAAAACCUCACUGGUGGACCCAGAAUGGGAGACUUUGGACCCCUGUCCAGACAUCCAUGGGCUGUUUGUGACAUUCAAUAAGCGUUUCUUCUGGGGCCAGCUGGUGGGGGUGGAGGUGAAGUGGAGUCCUCAGAUGACCUCGUGUGCUGGUGUCUGCGUGUAUGAGGGCCGUAAUGGAUUGUGCUCUGUGAGGUUGAGUGCGCCACUGCUGAAGCUGAGACCUCGCAGUGACCUCGUGGAAACUCUUCUGCAUGAGAUGAUCCACGCCUUUCUGUUUGUCACCCACAACAACCGAGACAGGGACGGCCACGGACCCGAGUUUCAUAAGCACAUGUACCGGAUUAACAAGGAGGCUGGCACCAACAUCACUGUGUACCAUUCGUUCCACGCGGAGGUAAAGCUGUACCAGCAGCAUUGGUGGAGGUGUAACGGGCCGUGCCAGCUCCGGCCACCGUUCUUUGGAAUGGUGAAGCGCUCUAGGAACCGUGCACCAGGCCCGUACGAUAUGUGGUGGCGUGAUCACCAGGCAGCCUGUAAAGGCACUUUUAUCAAGGUUAGAGAGCCUGAAGGAUAUGGAAACAAGAGCAAACUGAAGGAAACUAAAGGAUCUAAACCUAAAGAGGCAAAGGACAUACGAAAUUUCUUUAAGAAGCCAGAGUCUGCCAAAGGACCUGUUUCAGCUACAGUUACCAGUAACCAAGUAGGAGGCAACAUUUUCGGGUUCAACAACAAGAGCCCUCCAACAGCGAAUGUGAAGCCAACAGGUGGGAAUCUUGUCAAUCGUGUCACAGGGUUUGGAGAUUUGGCAAGAGUUGGAGGCUUUCCAGGGAAUAAAGACAAGUCUCCAAGAUUUUCUGGAAGAGGAAAUGUGGUAGGAAGAGGCACAGUUGAAGGUAGAGCAGGAGGAAGAUCUCCUGGUUUCGGCAGAGGAGGCACCGGAAGAGGUGGGAUGUUGGCGAACAAAGGAGGCGGCACUUUGGUUGUAACUGGAUCUCAAGUAAAAAACAAACCUGUCGAUAAACCAGAGAGUCCAAAUACAAAAUUGAGAAUAGACACAUUCAAGGUAUUUUCCGGAUCAGGGUUUACUUUGGGCAGUUCUGGCAAGAAUGAUCGGUCAAGGAGUCGCUUGUUGAGUCUUGGGAGUGAACCGGAAAAAAAAGAGACUAAAGAAAAAUGAGAUGACCAAAAGAACCCCUCUCAAAGUGGAGGAACGCCGUUGAAGAAGAAUGAAGAUGAUGAUGGACUGUGCAAGUGUUCAGUGUGUAACAAAAGCAUGCCACGUGAAGAAGUCGAGGUGCAUCUGGAGAGUUGCCCAGGGUUGACAAAUGUUUUCAACAACAGUUUUACUGCAGACAACACAGAGGACAACGAGAUUAGUGCGAUAAAUCAGAAAUACAAAAUCACUUCUUGCCCUGUUUGUUCCAAGGAAGUUGAUGGAGAUAUCAAUGCUCACAUUGACGAGUGCUUGAACACUUCUGGGAUCCUUAACAUGCUCGAAGAGACCCCAUUUGAAAUAAUUGAUUGUGAUUCGCCAAUAGAAAUCCCUGAUUCACCUAUAAACAUUUCUGACUCUCCUAUUCGUGUUUACGGUAAUGAUGUUCCUAAGCCUAAAGUUGAGAAUAGUGAUGAUAUAGAAGUGAUUGAGCCUGAGGCCAGAGCGGCUUGUCCACUUUGUGGGAUGCGAUUUGGUGUAUCGAGGAUAAACGAACAUGUAAAUCAGUGCCUUGAUUCCGAUUAGUGAUAAACUGUUUUGUUGCAUUGUGACUUUCAAUGUACGUUUAUUUAAUAAUGAUAUCACUUAUUUGAAAAUUAAUUUUCUGCUAUUCCUUUAUUACAUAUCAAAUAAAUUAUAUUUUAUUCGCAAAAUGGUUUUAAAAAUGGAAUGCUUUCUUUCAAUAUUUCAAUAGGUAUAUGGAAAUUCCUCUGAAUGUAUUUAUUCAUUUCUUAUACACUAAUGUGUUUUAAACAAUGUUACCAGACUGUUAUUAUUUUAUUGUAAUUUUGUGAUACUUUUAUACUAUAAAACCGUUUUUACUGAGA